Xyrichtys novacula (pearly razorfish) is the source of this 19055-nucleotide messenger RNA. NCBI's taxonomy places the organism in Eukaryota, Metazoa, Chordata, Actinopteri, Labriformes, Labridae. The record is from the annotation of a GenBank genome assembly.
GUUGUUUGCCAACCGCCAAAAUAAACCACAAAAGAAGAAAAAGACUUACGUCGGAACCUUCGCGCUGUUACUUCAAUAUCUAACCGGAAUUGUAUUAACGGAGCGCCAAUGUGACAAGUUAACAGCCGUCACACCUGAAGCUCCGUGAGGAAGAUGAGCACCAAACAGCAGGUGACCUGCAGGUGAGUGUGGACCUCUGUCCGUCCUCCUCUGUCAGUCAGCGGCGUGUCAGUCUCUUAUUCUCUCUCUGAUGGACAUCCAUGCUAACGCAUUAGCCUCGUGCUUAUGUUUUUAGCCUAUAGCAGCUAGCUGUUAGCAUGCUAUACACUGUCUUUUCUGUUGACGUGAAGUUUAAAAGAAUCCAAGGUGGUCGAUACGUCCUUAUAUAUUACGUCAGCAUUAUAAAAAGAACGAUGAUCAAACUAUUAGAGUUCAUAGUUCGUAAAAAAUAAACGGCCAAAGAGCGUAAUAUUGAUGUAACAUGACAUUGUACAUAUUCUAAACGUUUUCUGGUCAUCAUAAGGCAACAUGUCGUGUGUCAGACUAUUACUGUCAAGAUUAGACUGUUACUAUGACAAUCAGACUGUUUUUUUGAGGCUCAGACUGUUACCAUGAAAAUAAGACUGUUUCUUUAAAGAUCAGACUGUUACUAUGAAAAUCAGACUGUUACUAUGAAGAUCAGACCGUUACUAUAACAAUCAGACUGUUACUAUGAAAAUCACACUGUUACUAUAAAGAGAAGGCUGUUACUAUGAAGAUAAGACUGUUACUAUGACAAUCAGACUGUUACUAUAAAAAUCAGACAGUUACUAUGAAAAGAAGACUGUUAUUAUGAAGUUCAGACUGUUACUAUGAAAAUCUGACUGUUACUAUGAAAGUCACUGUUACUAUGACAAUCAGACUGUUACUGCAAAAAUCAGACAGUUACUAUGAAGAGAAGACUGUUACUAUGAAGUUCAGACUGUUACUAUGAAGAUCAGACUGUUACUAUUGCAAUCAGACUGUUACUAUGACAAUAAGACUAUUACUAUAAAAAUCAGACUAUUACUUUAAAGAUCAGACUGUUACUAUGACAAUAAGACUAUUACUAUAAAAAUCAGACUAUUACUUUAAAGAUCAGACUGUUACUAUGAAAAUCAGACUGUUUCUUUAAAGAUCAGACUGUUACUAUGAAAAUCAGACUGUUACUAUGAAUGUCACUGUUACUAUAAAGAUCAGACCGUUACUAUGUAAAUCAGACUGUUACUAUGAAGAGAAGACUGUUACUAUGAAGAUCAGACUGUUAGUAUGACAGUCAGACUGUUACUUUGACAAUCAGACUAUUACUAUGAAGAUAAGACUUACUAUGAAGAUCAGACUGUUACUAUGAAGAUCAGAGUGUAACUAUGAAGACUCAGACUGUAACUAUGAUAAUCAGACUGUUACUAUGAAGAUCAGUCUGUUACUAUGAAGAUAAGACUGUUACUAUGAAAAACAGACUAUUACUAUGAAGAUAAGACUGUUACUAUGAAGAUCAGACUGUUACUAUGAAGAGAAGUCUGUUACUAUGAAAAUCAGACGGUUACUAUGAAGAUCAGACUGUUAGUAUGACAGUCAGACUGUUACUUUGACAAUCAGACUGUUACUAUGAAGAUCAGAGUGUAACUAUGAAGACUCAUACUGUAACUAUGAAAAUCAGACUGUUACUAUAAAGAUCAGACCGUUACUGUGUAAAUCAGACUGUUACUAUGAAGAGAAGACUGUUUCUAUGAAGAUCAGACUGUUACUAUGAAGAUCAGACUGUUACUAUGACAGUCAGACUGUUGCAUGUUAGCAUGCUAUACACUGUCUUUUCUGUUGACGUGAAGUUUAAAAGAAUCCAAGGUGGUCGAUACGUCCUUAUAUAUUACGUCAGCAUUAUAAAAAGAACGAUGAUCAAACUAUUAGAGUUCAUAGUUCGUAAAAAAUAAACGGCCAAAGAGCGUAAUAUUGAUGUAACAUGACAUUGUACAUAUUCUAAACGUUUUCUGGUCAUCAUAAGGCAACAUGUCGUGUGUCAGACUAUUACUGUCAAGAUUAGACUGUUACUAUGACAAUCAGACUGUUUUUUUGAGGCUCAGACUGUUACUAUGAAAAUAAGACUGUUUCUUUAAAGAUCAGACUGUUACUAUGAAAAUCAGACUGUUACUAUGAAGAUCAGACCGUUACUAUAACAAUCAGACUGUUACUAUGAAAAUCACACUGUUACUAUAAAGAGAAGGCUGUUACUAUGAAGAUAAGACUGUUACUAUGACAAUCAGACUGUUACUAUAAAAAUCAGACAGUUACUAUGAAAAGAAGACUGUUAUUAUGAAGUUCAGACUGUUACUAUGAAAAUCUGACUGUUACUAUGAAAGUCACUGUUACUAUGACAAUCAGACUGUUACUGCAAAAAUCAGACAGUUACUAUGAAGAGAAGACUGUUACUAUGAAGUUCAGACUGUUACUAUGAAGAUCAGACUGUUACUAUUGCAAUCAGACUGUUACUAUGACAAUAAGACUAUUACUAUAAAAAUCAGACUAUUACUUUAAAGAUCAGACUGUUACUAUGACAAUAAGACUAUUACUAUAAAAAUCAGACUAUUACUUUAAAGAUCAGACUGUUACUAUGAAAAUCAGACUGUUUCUUUAAAGAUCAGACUGUUACUAUGAAAAUCAGACUGUUACUAUGAAUGUCACUGUUACUAUAAAGAUCAGACCGUUACUAUGUAAAUCAGACUGUUACUAUGAAGAGAAGACUGUUACUAUGAAGAUCAGACUGUUAGUAUGACAGUCAGACUGUUACUUUGACAAUCAGACUAUUACUAUGAAGAUAAGACUUACUAUGAAGAUCAGACUGUUACUAUGAAGAUCAGAGUGUAACUAUGAAGACUCAGACUGUAACUAUGAUAAUCAGACUGUUACUAUGAAGAUCAGUCUGUUACUAUGAAGAUAAGACUGUUACUAUGAAAAACAGACUAUUACUAUGAAGAUAAGACUGUUACUAUGAAGAUCAGACUGUUACUAUGAAGAGAAGUCUGUUACUAUGAAAAUCAGACGGUUACUAUGAAGAUCAGACUGUUAGUAUGACAGUCAGACUGUUACUUUGACAAUCAGACUGUUACUAUGAAGAUCAGAGUGUAACUAUGAAGACUCAUACUGUAACUAUGAAAAUCAGACUGUUACUAUGAAGAUCAGUCUGUUACUAUGAAGAUAAGACUGUUACUAUGAAGAGAAGACUGUUUCUAUGAAGAUCAGACUGUUACUAUGAAGAUCAGACUGUUACUAUGACAGUCAGACUGUUGCAUGUUAGCAUGCUAUACACUGUCUUUUCUGUUGACGUGAAGUUUAAAAGAAUCCAAGGUGGUCGAUACGUCCUUAUAUAUUACGUCAGCAUUAUAAAAAGAACGAUGAUCAAACUAUUAGAGUUCAUAGUUCGUAAAAAAUAAACGGCCAAAGAGCGUAAUAUUGAUGUAACAUGACAUUGUACAUAUUCUAAACGUUUUCUGGUCAUCAUAAGGCAACAUGUCGUGUGUCAGACUAUUACUGUCAAGAUUAGACUGUUACUAUGACAAUCAGACUGUUUUUUUGAGGCUCAGACUGUUACUAUGAAAAUAAGACUGUUUCUUUAAAGAUCAGACUGUUACUAUGAAAAUCAGACUGUUACUAUGAAGAUCAGACCGUUACUAUAACAAUCAGACUGUUACUAUGAAAAUCACACUGUUACUAUAAAGAGAAGGCUGUUACUAUGAAGAUAAGACUGUUACUAUGACAAUCAGACUGUUACUAUAAAAAUCAGACAGUUACUAUGAAAAGAAGACUGUUAUUAUGAAGUUCAGACUGUUACUAUGAAAAUCUGACUGUUACUAUGAAAGUCACUGUUACUAUGACAAUCAGACUGUUACUGCAAAAAUCAGACAGUUACUAUGAAGAGAAGACUGUUACUAUGAAGUUCAGACUGUUACUAUGAAGAUCAGACUGUUACUAUUGCAAUCAGACUGUUACUAUGACAAUAAGACUAUUACUAUAAAAAUCAGACUAUUACUUUAAAGAUCAGACUGUUACUAUGACAAUAAGACUAUUACUAUAAAAAUCAGACUAUUACUUUAAAGAUCAGACUGUUACUAUGAAAAUCAGACUGUUUCUUUAAAGAUCAGACUGUUACUAUGAAAAUCAGACUGUUACUAUGAAUGUCACUGUUACUAUAAAGAUCAGACCGUUACUAUGUAAAUCAGACUGUUACUAUGAAGAGAAGACUGUUACUAUGAAGAUCAGACUGUUAGUAUGACAGUCAGACUGUUACUUUGACAAUCAGACUAUUACUAUGAAGAUAAGACUUACUAUGAAGAUCAGACUGUUACUAUGAAGAUCAGAGUGUAACUAUGAAGACUCAGACUGUAACUAUGAUAAUCAGACUGUUACUAUGAAGAUCAGUCUGUUACUAUGAAGAUAAGACUGUUACUAUGAAAAACAGACUAUUACUAUGAAGAUAAGACUGUUACUAUGAAGAUCAGACUGUUACUAUGAAGAGAAGUCUGUUACUAUGAAAAUCAGACGGUUACUAUGAAGAUCAGACUGUUAGUAUGACAGUCAGACUGUUACUUUGACAAUCAGACUGUUACUAUGAAGAUCAGAGUGUAACUAUGAAGACUCAUACUGUAACUAUGAAAAUCAGACUGUUACUAUGAAGAUCAGUCUGUUACUAUGAAGAUAAGACUGUUACUAUGAAGAGAAGACUGUUUCUAUGAAGAUCAGACUGUUACUAUGAAGAUCAGACUGUUACUAUGACAGUCAGACUGUUGCAUGUUAGCAUGCUAUACACUGUCUUUUCUGUUGACGUGAAGUUUAAAAGAAUCCAAGGUGGUCGAUACGUCCUUAUAUAUUACGUCAGCAUUAUAAAAAGAACGAUGAUCAAACUAUUAGAGUUCAUAGUUCGUAAAAAAUAAACGGCCAAAGAGCGUAAUAUUGAUGUAACAUGACAUUGUACAUAUUCUAAACGUUUUCUGGUCAUCAUAAGGCAACAUGUCGUGUGUCAGACUAUUACUGUCAAGAUUAGACUGUUACUAUGACAAUCAGACUGUUUUUUUGAGGCUCAGACUGUUACUAUGAAAAUAAGACUGUUUCUUUAAAGAUCAGACUGUUACUAUGAAAAUCAGACUGUUACUAUGAAGAUCAGACCGUUACUAUAACAAUCAGACUGUUACUAUGAAAAUCACACUGUUACUAUAAAGAGAAGGCUGUUACUAUGAAGAUAAGACUGUUACUAUGACAAUCAGACUGUUACUAUAAAAAUCAGACAGUUACUAUGAAAAGAAGACUGUUAUUAUGAAGUUCAGACUGUUACUAUGAAAAUCUGACUGUUACUAUGAAAGUCACUGUUACUAUGACAAUCAGACUGUUACUGCAAAAAUCAGACAGUUACUAUGAAGAGAAGACUGUUACUAUGAAGUUCAGACUGUUACUAUGAAGAUCAGACUGUUACUAUUGCAAUCAGACUGUUACUAUGACAAUAAGACUAUUACUAUAAAAAUCAGACUAUUACUUUAAAGAUCAGACUGUUACUAUGACAAUAAGACUAUUACUAUAAAAAUCAGACUAUUACUUUAAAGAUCAGACUGUUACUAUGAAAAUCAGACUGUUUCUUUAAAGAUCAGACUGUUACUAUGAAAAUCAGACUGUUACUAUGAAUGUCACUGUUACUAUAAAGAUCAGACCGUUACUAUGUAAAUCAGACUGUUACUAUGAAGAGAAGACUGUUACUAUGAAGAUCAGACUGUUAGUAUGACAGUCAGACUGUUACUUUGACAAUCAGACUAUUACUAUGAAGAUAAGACUUACUAUGAAGAUCAGACUGUUACUAUGAAGAUCAGAGUGUAACUAUGAAGACUCAGACUGUAACUAUGAUAAUCAGACUGUUACUAUGAAGAUCAGUCUGUUACUAUGAAGAUAAGACUGUUACUAUGAAAAACAGACUAUUACUAUGAAGAUAAGACUGUUACUAUGAAGAUCAGACUGUUACUAUGAAGAGAAGUCUGUUACUAUGAAAAUCAGACGGUUACUAUGAAGAUCAGACUGUUAGUAUGACAGUCAGACUGUUACUUUGACAAUCAGACUGUUACUAUGAAGAUCAGAGUGUAACUAUGAAGACUCAUACUGUAACUAUGAAAAUCAGACUGUUACUAUGAAGAUCAGUCUGUUACUAUGAAGAUAAGACUGUUACUAUGAAGAGAAGACUGUUUCUAUGAAGAUCAGACUGUUACUAUGAAGAUCAGACUGUUACUAUGACAGUCAGACUGUUGCAUGUUAGCAUGCUAUACACUGUCUUUUCUGUUGACGUGAAGUUUAAAAGAAUCCAAGGUGGUCGAUACGUCCUUAUAUAUUACGUCAGCAUUAUAAAAAGAACGAUGAUCAAACUAUUAGAGUUCAUAGUUCGUAAAAAAUAAACGGCCAAAGAGCGUAAUAUUGAUGUAACAUGACAUUGUACAUAUUCUAAACGUUUUCUGGUCAUCAUAAGGCAACAUGUCGUGUGUCAGACUAUUACUGUCAAGAUUAGACUGUUACUAUGACAAUCAGACUGUUUUUUUGAGGCUCAGACUGUUACUAUGAAAAUAAGACUGUUUCUUUAAAGAUCAGACUGUUACUAUGAAAAUCAGACUGUUACUAUGAAGAUCAGACCGUUACUAUAACAAUCAGACUGUUACUAUGAAAAUCACACUGUUACUAUAAAGAGAAGGCUGUUACUAUGAAGAUAAGACUGUUACUAUGACAAUCAGACUGUUACUAUAAAAAUCAGACAGUUACUAUGAAAAGAAGACUGUUAUUAUGAAGUUCAGACUGUUACUAUGAAAAUCUGACUGUUACUAUGAAAGUCACUGUUACUAUGACAAUCAGACUGUUACUGCAAAAAUCAGACAGUUACUAUGAAGAGAAGACUGUUACUAUGAAGUUCAGACUGUUACUAUGAAGAUCAGACUGUUACUAUUGCAAUCAGACUGUUACUAUGACAAUAAGACUAUUACUAUAAAAAUCAGACUAUUACUUUAAAGAUCAGACUGUUACUAUGACAAUAAGACUAUUACUAUAAAAAUCAGACUAUUACUUUAAAGAUCAGACUGUUACUAUGAAAAUCAGACUGUUUCUUUAAAGAUCAGACUGUUACUAUGAAAAUCAGACUGUUACUAUGAAUGUCACUGUUACUAUAAAGAUCAGACCGUUACUAUGUAAAUCAGACUAUUACUAUGAAGAUAAGACUGUUACUAUGAAGAUCAGACUGUUAGUAUGACAGUCAGACUGUUACUUUGACAAUCAGACUAUUACUAUGAAGAUAAGACUUACUAUGAAGAUCAGACUGUUACUAUGAAGAUCAGAGUGUAACUAUGAAGACUCAGACUGUAACUAUGAUAAUCAGACUGUUACUAUGAAGAUCAGUCUGUUACUAUGAAGAUAAGACUGUUACUAUGAAAAACAGACUAUUACUAUGAAGAUAAGACUGUUACUAUGAAGAUCAGACUGUUACUAUGAAGAGAAGUCUGUUACUAUGAAAAUCAGACGGUUACUAUGAAGAUCAGACUGUUAGUAUGACAGUCAGACUGUUACUUUGACAAUCAGACUGUUACUAUGAAGAUCAGAGUGUAACUAUGAAGACUCAGACUGUAACUAUGAAAAUCAGACUGUUACUAUGAAGAUCAGUCUGUUACUAUGAAGAUAAGACUGUUACUAUGAAAAAAGACUAUUACUAUGAAGAUAAGACUGUUACUAUGAAGAUCAGACUGUUACUAUGAAGAGAAGUCUGUUACUAUGAAAAUCAGACGGUUACUAUGAAGAUCAGACUGUUAGUAUGACAGUCAGACUGUUACUUUGACAAUCAGACUAUUACUAUGAAGAUAAGACUGUUACUAUGAAGAUCAGAGUGUAACUAUGAAGACUCAGACUGUAACUAUGAAAAUCAGACUGUUACUAUAAAGAUCAGACCGUUACUAUGUAAAUCAGACUGUUACUAUGAAGAGAAGACUGUUACUAUGAAGAUCAGACUGUUACUAUGAAGAUCAGACUGUUACUAUGACAGUCAGACUGUUACUUUGACAAUCAGACUAUUACUAUGAAGAUAAGACUGUUACUAUGAAGAUCAGACUGUUACUAUGAAGAUCAGAGUGUAACUAUGAAGACUCAGACUGUAACUAUGAAAAUCAGACUGUUACUAUGAAGAUCAGUCUGUUACUAUGAAGAUAAGACUGUUACUAUGAAAAUCAGACUAUUACUAUGAAGAUCAGACUGUUACUAUGAAGAUCAUACUGUUACUAUGAAGAUCAGACUGUUACUAUGAAGAGAAGUCUGUUACUAUGAAAAUCAGAUAGUUACUAUCAAGAUCAGACUGUUACCAUGAAGAUCAGACUAUUACUAUGAAGAGCAGACUGUUACUAUGAAGAUCAGACUGUUACUAUGAAGAUCAGACUGCUACUAUGAAGAUCAGACUGCUAGUAUGAAAAUCAGACAGUUACUAUGAAGAUAAGACUGUUACUAUGAAAAUCAGACUUUCUCUGAGGAAGAGGCUCAAAUCACAAAAUUCACUGACAGUGAUCAUCAGUGUGCAGAGUGGUGUCAGGUUAAUCCGAUAUCAGUUUAUGUAUCGAAGAUCGAGGAUCAAAGAUAUGGAAGAACCAAGACAGGACACAAAAACUGAGGAGAGUAAGCAGCAGAGGUAAAAACACAGAGACCUUAGGCUGAGGACUGAAAAAGAUGAAGAAAUGCCACUAACUGACAGUGACCAGGCCAAAAAUCUCAGUCUUCAACUGUGCUCUUUUACAGGGUCCUGUUCAGUAUGUUUGACUUGAGCAUUGUUGGAAAAGUUCAGUUCAAAGAGAGAAAUAGCAGCUAAUUAAGCUCCUUUUUAGAAAUAGUCUGUUUGAAUGCUAUAACAGCUGAUUAAGUCCAUUUUAAGAUUUGUUUAGUUUGAAUGUCUAUUAACUCAUGACAUGACAUCUUUUCUUAUUCAUAUAUGGGUGGAUGAUGAAUUAGAAUAAAAAAAAAAACCCCAGUUGUAAAGUCUCACUAAUCAAUAAACUGACACUAACUAUUUGUAUCAGUAUGUGAACUCAGCAUUUCAAGCAAAAUUUGCAUACCACAACUGAAUGCUUUUAUUAUUUUUGUGAUUUUCUAUUUAGGUUUCUCAGACUUAAGGAUUACAAAGUUUGACGCAUCUAUUGGAUCUGGGGUAAAGGGUCUAAUAUCCAAUGAUCUAAAAACAUAAACAUAUAGUCAGGAUAUUAUUGGCUUCCUAGAGCGCUUCAGAAACAUGGCUCUGAAGGAGGGCCUUCAUUUAAUUGAUAUGUCUGUGAUAUUGGCUGAUUUAUAAUCAGGGUAUGGUGUCACACCGUGACCAUAGGACAUGGUUUUAGAUGAAGCUCAGAUAUUACUUAGGAUCAUGAUUACGGCCCCCCAGGAACAUAAAAAAAUGAUAGUCAAGACUAAACCAUUAUGCUUGCGCUGCCUGCUAUGUUGCCCUUGUUAUGACCUUUACCUUGAAUGAAGCCCCUCGACUCACUUUCACUUCAUCUUUAAGCAGCUCAGAUCAAACUAUCGGGCAGCUACAGGUUGAGAGAGAAGCGGAGAGAAGAGCUGGAGGAGGCAGUUUGAGAGAGGAGAGCAGGAAGAGGAGCAGGAGGAGGCAGGUGUCUAUAUCUGUGUCUGAAAAGCCAAGGGACAGAAUGAGGAAGGCUGUUGAGAUCAUACACUCAAACGAAGAAUUAAGUGCUGGGCUUAACAGUUAGAGAUAUUGUUCAGAGUCAUAAUAAAACACCAGCCCAACUCUUGAUGUUAUAUGGAAGCUUGAAAAUUCUGAAUGAUUUGUUGGAUCCAAAGCCUGUGAUCUCUUUGUUGUCCUUCGUGCCUCUUACAAGUUUUUAUCUGGAAGUUAUAGUCUGUAAAAUUAAUCUUGAAUAUUUCUAUAGAACAAAAUUCAUCUGAAUCUUAAACCAGCAUUUUUCCUAUUGUUUCUCUAUGUUACAACCAAAAAAUGACAAUGGAAGGCUUCUCAUCAUUAAAUUAAUGAUUUAAAGGGGACCUGCCAUCAAAAAUGUAAUUUUGUGUUUUUUGUGUCAGAUGAGGUCCAUGUUAUGUUCGUCUUAUGUUGUAAAUGUGAAAACAAACUGUUACGUCGUUUGCAUUCUGUAAAGGUUUAAAAUAAAAAAAACGGGUAAACCAGGCCGAUUGAAAAAGCAGGUCCUUCUGACGUCACGCAGACCUUGCUCAUUAUUAUUCACGAGCGCGUCCUCGGUGAGCCGCGCCCACUCUCUUGUUCUCGUACCCAGUCACAGUCAACAUCACUCUCCAGCCAGAGCGAGACCGAGCUACCACUGUAUCUGCUAUGGGUCUCUUCCAAACGACCGGUGUUUCCUUGGGUUCACUCCCGGGAAAAUGAAGUUAAAGCUGGGCAGAAUGAAUGAGAAAACACAGCUGGAGAUCUCUGGCUUCUUUUUCAACUUGCACUUCUCUUCGGACUCGGGGUCUAAAAUAUAUGGUUUAAUACCUGCCAUUUUUAGCCUUUGGCAUAAGGUGACCAGACGUCCCGAGUCCCCGAAUUGGAUCACCUGUCCCCAGCAAAAGCUGUCCCCGAAAAUGUCCCCGAGUUAAGCGUUUCAUGAAUGAGAAUGAGAACAACAGUUCUUACAGGGGUUAUGACAAGGGGCAUGCGCUGCUAAUAAAUAGUACCAAGAUUUUGUUUGUGAUCACACAGCUCCUGCAGCCCCUGCACCCCCCCCAGCCGCCGCCACACCGAAUAUCCCCGGAUAUCAUUACAGACAUCUGGGCACCUUACUUUAGCACACAUUAGCAUAAUGGAUAAACCGAAAUCCGAACCUCCACUGCUGCACCCCCUUUAAAUGGGACCUGCCAUCAAAAUUUCAUACCCAUUUUUAUCAUUUUUUCAUAAUCCUUGAUGUCCUCUGAUCAUGUUUGCAACAUAAUUUUAGCUGAAAAGUUAUUUGAUGGUUUGUUUUUAGUAUGCCUGCAAAGCCUUACAGGAAAACCAACUGAUUUUGGCUCAUUAACAUUUAUGGUAAUGAGCUUUGCUCUGAUUGGAUCGCUGCUGUGAAGCCUGCUGUGCUCUGAUUGGCUCAGCAGUGGAGGUUCGGAUUUCGGUUUAUCCAUUUUGCUAAUGUGUUACGCAGGUUAAUUUUUAUUUUUUUUGUAUAUAACUCGCUAAGCCAUCACGCUUCAUUUAUUACUCUAAAGAUAUGAGUGGUUCUUAUAGAGGCUCUACUUAAAACGCAAAAAAUUUGAAAUUAUCUGUCAGCCAAUCGCAGAGCGUUUUUUUUCUGUUACCAUGGUGACGAGUUUGGUGUUUUUGUUAGAUAUCACUCCUUUUUCAGCACGUGUAACAGGUGUUUUGUAUUUCAGGUACUUCCUGCACGGUGUAUGUAGGGAAGGAAAUCGCUGUAUGUUCUCUCAUGACCCAGCAAAUAGUAAACCCUCCACCAUUUGCAAGUACUACCAGAGAGGAGUGUGUGCCUACGGAGACCGCUGCAGGUAACACUCAUCAUACAGAUAACACUGAUCUGAAAACUGAACUGAAAUACUCACCUGACCAGGUGAGAGACACACGUGUAUGUUGUGAGAUAGAGAGAUGAGUGAGCGGAGAGCCCUGUUUGUCGCAGAGGAGCAGAGAGAUACAUUUUUCUUGAAAUAACAAAAUGAUUGUGAGCUUUAGUGUCUGAAAUUGCGCAAAUUAUAUUGUGUAGGCCGUUUUGAUAAAAAUAAAAAUUAAUGUAUAUAUUAAUGUACAAGUUUAAUUUAUGGGUUGGAAUUUUGUCGGUACGGCGGGGGGUAUCCGUUGGCAGGAGUGCAGCGCACUGCCAAAUAUACUAUAGGGGAAGUUAACAUUAAGUUGACAUGUAAUGAUCACCUGACAAGCAAAGAUCCACCCAGCAAUAAAUGCUCAUUUGUCAGUUUUCUCUCACCUGGCAGGUCACAUUUAUCUGAAGUUCAAGAGGUUAUACUCACUGGGCAGAUUAUAUUCAACUGAGGAGUUUAGACACGUAACACUCACCUAGCUGAUAAAACUUACCAGAGCAAAGGUAAUUCUCACCUCGCAGGUACCAUUUACUAAAUCAGGCAUUGUUAAAUAAUUUCCUGUUUAGGUGUUGUUUUUUAAAACAAUAAAUUACCUUCAUAUUUAUUUUAUGAGAGCCAUCUUAUUUCCUAUUUGUCACCUAAAGAGUUAGCUGUUUCUUUUACACAAGUGUGACCAAGAUAUCAAUGUACAUCCAGAGAGAGGAAUUUUGUUGUGUUGCCAUAUUUUACCCAGAAGAUGGCGAUCAAAUAAGUAAAAAAUUUAAGUAUCAUCCUGGGUGCAAGCAAAAGUGAAAUUAGAUGGUGCCAGAGCAAGCUUCUCUGUUGUCCAGAAACGGGAGACAAUUUGUUAAAAGCACAUGGGAAGACAGUUGGAAACCUUUCUCUCUCAGAUAUCCCAAAAAACUGACUGAGUCUGAAAUACUGGUGCAGUUAUAAUAUGGUUCUUUUGGUACAUCCCUUCCUGUAUGUAUUUAAUGGUUUGCAGGUAUGAUCAUAUUAAGGCCUCUUUUAGAGGAGGGGGAGGAGCUUCAGAGAACCAUUCGGGUGUAGGAGGGGCUGGAGGCGGGGCUCCAGUCAGAGGCGGAGCAAAGAAGUCAAUGGUCCUCAGGGACAGAGGUGAGUCCUACACACAGUAGGUGAAACUUCAAGACUGAUCAUCCCACUGCUUUUACAGAUUAUCAGUAUAAAAACUACAGCUUUUAGAUGUAUUUUGACACGCUGCAAAGACAGGUAUUUUGCAAAGAUGGGAAACAGCAUUUGAACACAGAGACACCAACUGAUCUUGGUCUGUUUUCUCUGUUCUCCUUCUGGCACAAUUAGCUCAGCGAACCUGGUAAUUUACAACAUGCCUCUGCUGGUUUGUCUAUUCUGAGCUACAGUAGAAAAAAUGGAGGUGCAACAUGGCAGCCUGUGGAGCAAGCACUUGCUCCUUCUGUAAUAAAAAAGACUUAAUCUGAGUCAUCAGAAAUGAAACGAUUAUGAGAUUACAUUCAAUAUAAACCAGUUUAAACAGACCUGCGUAAUACCUUCAGUUUCUCUGGAAAAAUUCUGAUGAGUUUUACUCAAUGAACCGUGAAAACAAAUUGGAGAGAAAUGAGGACAAGGUUGAACCUACAAUUAUUCCUUUUAACUACUAUCCCCCCAGAGUGUGAAAUCUCCUCUGAGAGACAUGUUUAAAGGUCUUUUCCCUUUUAAGAAUUCAGUUUCAGAUCACUCUUCACACUGCAUAGCCAAGCUAGGCAGCCAGACUGAUUUUGGGCUUUUGCUCUAAUUUCACCAAGAACCUGGUCUCUGUCUCUGGGGCUGAUAUCCCUCAAUCUGUCUGUCUCUUUGUCCAUGUGUCUCCGCCUUUCUGCCUCUCUGUCUCUUUGUAUCUUUGUCUCUCCAUCUCUCUGCCUCUCUCUUUACUAGUCCUGGGUGUGGACAAUAUGUUUGGGGGACCAGUUGACAGUUUGGGAUCGGGAUUCACAGCAGCAGCAGCAGCAGCAGCAGCUCCUCAGACAUACAGGGACGCCAUUAGGACGGGUCUUGACACCUCAGCACAGGAACAAGGUCAGUUACAGGAGAUACUUACUUCUGAUUGGCUCUUGGAUAUCAGUGAUCCAAAUAGGUGUAAAUGAUGGGGUGAUUUCAUUUGUAAGGCAUGAUUCUCAGAUUCUCUUUGAAUCGUACCUCUUCUCUCUGCAGUUCCUCCCCCUGUGGGCGGGGCUUGUCAGGCACCACUUCCCCAGUUGUGUCCAUUUGCUGCAGCGGGACACUGUCACUAUGAAGAAAGCUGUACGUAUCUCCACGGCAACAUGUGUGAGGUGUGCGGAUUGCAAGUGCUUCAUCCCCAUGAUGCAGAGCAGAGGAAAGCACAUGAAAAGGUGUGUAUGUUGGUUGAUUUUAUCAAACUAGCUGAUCAUAAGUAUGUUUAGACAAACACAAUGUUUGUAGCUUGGAAUGAAGUGUUUCAACAAAGUGGAACAAAUAAGAUUAAAACCUUUAAAAAAAAGGACUUUAAGAGAAAUACGGUGGAGUCUCUGACAUUGUUUUUUGUAUGACUGUUAAAUGAUUUGUCUGUGACUCUUCAGCCCAGCAUUGUAUUCAGGUUUUCUGCACAGCUUCAAAUGUGGUGUUUCUUGUCUCAUAGACUGUCUGCAGAUUAGGGCGUGCGAUCUGACGAUCUUAGAUCGUAAAGGAUUAAAAAGUGACGACAAUCUGCCAAAGCACAGAGAUUGUAGAACUGUCCCUUUAGUGUGCAUUAUAUCCCUAACGUGUCCAAAUAAAUUUCUUACCCUCUCAAAUCAAAAUUUUAGAAGUUAAGAGAGCACAUACAUGCAGUAGCGGAAAAAUCAGCAGAAAAAAGGACAAGGUACAGAAUCCCUUUCUUCUUUCCCUCUGCUCUGCUGUGUGUGUAUAUCUUCUCAGGCUGACUCACACACAUGCCCCUAAAAAAUAACAGUGGAGUGGAGAGGAAAAGAGAGAGGAGUGAGAGAAAUGAGAGAGGAGAUUUUUGAGCUGUUUAGUUGAGACCAAAAACAACAGAAAAGAUAAUGCUCUAUAUCUGUUCAGCAUUGUGAACUAGUUGUAAGAGAUUUUUUUUAUUAUUUAUAAGACCAUGAGACUACCUUUCAUUUUUGUAGAUAUUGACUUUUGUGUGUGAAGUUUUAUUUUAGGUUCAAAUUUAUUUGAGAAUAAGACCAUCCAGGAUAAAGGAUAAGCUGUUCGUUGUUAAAAUCUGGAUAUUUUAUUUUAUUAAUAAUUUCUAUUACUGCAGAUGUGUCUUUUGGCCUUUGAAGCUGACAUGGAGAAGGCAUUUGCUGCCCAGCUGAGCCAGGACAAGGUGGGUUAAGUCACUAAUUGAGGUCUCGUAUCUUGUGUGUGCCUGCAUAAGUGGUAUGAGUGACAUGAGUGACUGUUCCAACUUUACAACCCAAUACCAAAAAGUUGUGACACUGUGUCAAAUGUAAAAACAAGAUUUGAUGAUUUACAAAUCAAUUAAACUCUUAAUUUAACUGUCAUUAGUACAAAAACAUAUAUGAACUGUUGAAACUAGAAAUACUACUGUUUAAUGGAAAAUACGCGGUCAUUUUGAAUUUGAUGCCAACAACAUGUUUCAAAAAGUUGUUAGAGGAACAACGGAACAGACAAGUGCUAUGUGUAAUGCUAAAAAUUGGCAGGAGGAACAUCUAUUAUGUAAUGAGGUUAAUUAAAAACCAGUUAAUAGCAUGAUGAAAUAUUUAGGGCUGCAGAAAGUGUAGUUUUCAAGAUACAAAGGUCACCCAGGCCUUGAACUGAAACUCUCAAAUUUGGGAAAUGUUUUUAAUACAGUUAGAUGACCUUAAAAUUCUUCAAAGCAAGACCUUCUCAAGAGAUUUUAUUCAGUGAACAUUGACUUUGUUGCCUUUGUUUGAAAUCAUGGACACCAAGUCCUGAGCUUUGAAGGGUGUAGGGACCAGGGAGAACCUGUUCACAGUGAAAAAGCCAGCGUUCAUGAUGAUUUUGACAGGGUCACAACUUUUUUGCAACUUUUUCUGGGAAGAGGACAAAUGUCUCCUAAGUUCAUCAUUAGAUGUAUCAAUCCAAAAUAACAACAGAGGACUCCAUGUUGAACUGUAGAACAAUCCUUUAUUGAUAGUUAUUUUAACAAAUACUUUCUUAUGCUAUGCAUAUCUUCACAAAAUGUUUGUAGUUUGGAUAUUAAUCGGGAGUAUGAAAUAACUGCAGCACUGCUGGUCAAGUCUGCCAUUGUGUUGUCAACAAAACUUAAACAUGCAUCCUCCGUUCAAGCUCUUUUAAACGAUACAACAGCGACCACUGACUGAUGUAGAUGUUUGAUCAUAAUGUGGGGUAAUCUGUGCGUUUGUUGCAAUGAUCAAACUGCAGUGUCAAGACCUGCAGGUGUAAGGUGUUAGAUGUACCGAAGCAUUUUUGAGCGCAUCUAGGCGUAGAUUUUACACACUUUCUUAAUAGGUGUCCUGGUUAUUUAAUUACUGAUCAUGUUGUUUGUAGGCAGAAACAAUGAUCGUAUUUUUCAUUUAGGUGUGCUCCAUCUGUAUGGAGGUGGUGGUGCAGAAGCUGAAUCCAUCAGAGCGCAGGUUCGGCAUCCUGUCCUCCUGCUGUCACGUCUUCUGUCUGGCCUGUAUCCGACAGUGGCGCUGCACCAGAAACUUCAGCAACAAGAUCAUCAAGUAAGAGAUCGUUUUUGUGUUACUGCUAGUUAGAAGAUAAAGGAGGGGUACCAUUGGGAGAUAAGUGCAGGGACAAGGCGGAGUCUGUUCAGUAAAGCAAGGUCUGUGAUAUCUGAAAACUUUUUAAAAGUCUGUAUUAUAACCGGAAGUGUUUUCUGUCAAUCUCUCUCAGGGCAUGUCCAGAGUGUCGCGUUGCCUCAGAGUUCGUCAUCCCUUCUGUCUACUGGGUGGAAGACCAGGAUGACAAAGAUCACCUGAUAGAACUUUUCAAGUCUGGAGUUGGGUAAGCCACUGGUUGCCUUGGAAGCUGUAUAUAAAAUGUUGACCACAGUUUGAGUCAUCUAAUUCACAAUUUUACCUCCAUUAAAGGCAUGAUACGCAACAAUUACUGACAUUUCAAAUGUGCUCUGCCUGUGGAGGAAAUCCACAGGUACAAAAGAAGGAAUUGGAAAAGUAUUCUUUUAAAAAUUUGGCUCAAGGACUUCCGGUGUAGUGACUGAUGUAUCUCUCUGAGCUCCUGCAACAACCUUUACAAAUUCAAUUUUAGGCAUACUUCUUGUAUCUUUUUCCCCACCACUGUAAUCUCAAGUUUAUCCUGGCCUCUUACCGAUCAAAAUGCCUCCAAAAGCUAAACUACCAACACAACCAACGCGGCCUUCUCCGCCCGCCGUAUCCCCGACAUGAAGUGACUCCCCCUCCUGCUCGGACGGAGCCGCAGGCGGCAUUCCUCCCCCCGACUUUAAGGCCAAACUGCUCUCGUCACUCCACAUUGAGAUGGCGACUGUUUUCAAAACUGAGCUUCAAACGACCUUGACCGAGAAGCUCAAGACAGAGCUUCUGGCAUUGAAGUCGGAGUUUUCUGGCAGUAUUACAAACAACCAGUCUGAUGAACAUGCUCUUAAGGCCACUGUAGGUGAAAUGGAAACAUGGCUUUCCCCCCUGCACUGACGAUAUUACUACCUUAGAGACUAAAGUGGAGCAUCUGUCAACAUUGGAUAAGAUAAAGAUGGACAAUAAAUGUGAGGAUUUGGAGGCGAGAUUUGGUGCAACAAUCUACGGUUAGUUGGAAUUCCUGAGGAUCCACCUCUUUUAAUGCUCCUGCGAUUUCCUCUCUGCUCAAGGAGGCACUUAAGCUUGAGAAGGAGCCUCUCGUAGACCGCGCUCAUUGUACUCCCCAGGAAGCCAAAGCCUGGAGAGCGCUCCGGCCUCAUAGUCACUCAUCUACUCAUUCUUUCAUAUGAACUGUGUGGACAUAUUACGCCAAGCCAGGGACAGCUACGGAUCUAGAUUGGAGACAGUUUUUCUGCAGGUUGAAAAUCUGAUGAUACAGCUCUGAACUAACUCCAGUUUUUUUUUUUUUUUUUUUUUGGUCUAUGUAGUAAGAAGGCCUGCAAGUACUUUGAUCAGGGUCGAGGGUCAUGUCCGUUUGGAGGGAAGUGUUUGUAUCUUCAUGCCUUUCCUGAUGGGACCCGACCAGAACCUGAGCGACCCCGCAAACAGCUGAGCUCAGAGGGAAACGUCCGGGUAUGACACCUCUUUUAUUUUGAUCCAGAAUGUUAGUUCAACAGUCAGUGAGUCUGGGACUUGUAGUUUCUAAACAUAUUUGUUUUUUCCAGUUCAUGAAUAGUGUCCGCUUGUGGGAUUUCAUUGAGGAGCGUGAGCAGCGACCUGCCUCAUCCAUACAGUCCCCCGAUGAUGACAUGACAGAGCUGAGAGAGCUCUUCAUGCAGAUGUCGGGUCCAAGCCAAGACGGUGCAGAAACCAGUGCAGACCAGUAAGGACCAGAUCAAAGCAGGUCCAACUGUCAGUAGUUAAUAUAUAAAACCAUUUGAUCACCAGUUUUCCGGUUUGUUCGUCCAUUAUGUUCACAGGUUGGUGAUUGGUAAUUGAAUCAAUAUAACCGUUUAAUUUAUAGUGUAAAUAGGUAAACACAACGUAAAGUUAAACAGUGCUGUUGUAUGACAUUUAGUUUUUUCUUUCUUUUUACCGGUAUCCAACCACCUCAAACCUGAAGCCUGUCAGAAUUCAGACUGUUGACGAAGAGCUCAUGACUCGAUAUUAGUAAAAAAAAAGCAUUUAUAACAUUGAUACAUUAAUGCAUAUGGCUUCAACUUAAUGGGUUAAAAUGUCAGAAUAUUGAAACAAGUUGCGAAGGUGAUUGUCACCCCGGGAAAAAAAGUCACAAACUAUGGACAACUUUAAGUUACAUUUUAGGACUCCUGAAUGAUUUCUUCUGAUUCUUGUUCUGUAGGAUCACAGUCUGAAGCCCGAAUCAAUCACAGUUUCUACAAAAACACAUUAAAAAGCUGCAAAGUUUCGCAUCGGAGACGCUGAAACCAUCAGAUGUUUGACAGUCUGCCUGAAAAAAAUCCUGAUAUUAAUGUUCAAACAGAUCAGCUGUAGUCUGAGUGAUAAACCGUAUACAGGCUGUGUACUCACUGUAAGUUUAUGAUACAAUGCUGUUUCUGUGGAAAAUAAAUAUAUUUUCAUCAGUGUGUGUUUUGUGGAAAAAAGCUGUCAAAGCUCAUAACAUUAAUCAGAGAGUUAAAAAAAAACAAUGCAAGUUAUAAUGACUUAUGGCUGUUAACUCUCAGGCAGCACUGAAUUAAAAAUGGACAUGACUCUGGAGUUGGAGUCACUGCAUGGGCUCAAAAUCACUUCAUCACUGCAUCCACAAAUACAGGUUAAAACUCAACCAUGCAAAGAGGAAACCAGAUAUAAACAUGAUGCAAAAACAGCAGAGACUUCUCUGUGCUGAAGUAAAAAAAACUUGUCCUGUGGUCUGAUCAAUAAAAUUUGACACCCUUUUGGAAAUCA